CAUCUUGUGGUUCGAAGAAAAAAACCCACAGGAAAAUUUGUUAGUUCUUUUACCAUGUUAUGUGUGUGAAUAUUUUGUAAAUUGUUAUUAUUUGUUCAACCACAUUCGCAUCAGUGCGAACGGAGGCCAUCAUGAUCUCAAAUACGUUGUGCGAUUUGGAGAAAUGCGUGGACACGGCAGGAUUGCAGCUCGACACACUGGCCCUCAAGCUGACCGAUGUCGAGCGCAAUUUAGACGAAAACGAGCUCGAUUCGUUGGAGAAUGAGUCCGUCAUGGAGCUGCUAGAAUCGGUGACGGAGGUCAAGAAUGAGUAUCAGAAUCUGCGCAAGGAUCUCCAGGAGGUGCAGCAGCUACAGAAGGAAAUGACAUGCUCCCUGCGCUAUCAGCUGCGAAACAUGACACAAACCUUCCGGGUGUUGAAGAAGAAAAUCGAGUCCAACUCGGUACCGGUGCAUCUCCUUCCACCCCCGGUGGGUCCAUCAGGGAGAUCCGGUGGUAAUGAAAAUCGCGACCAGCACCACCAGCAGCAGCACCAGCAAUCUCAUUCGUACCAAGCUGUUCCACAUCCUUUACCUCAGCCCGACCUCACCGACCACGGUCCUAGGCGUGCUGUGGGUGUGCUGAAGAGUGUCAGUAAGAACUGAGUAAAGCGUUCGCGUGCAUCGUUUGGUAAAAUUCGAAGCACACUUCUCGCUGGUAUCGAGCAGCUGACGACAAGUAUCGCCUGUAGGCUUCUACCGGGCGUUACGCAUUAUGUUUCCAUACGCUGAAUCGAUAAUCAUACACGUAGCUCACCAAACCUCUCACCCCACCAUCGCGUGUACCCGUGCUCGCUACUACGCCGGCUGUUCUGGAAAAAUGCACUUAUUGCAUCAAGAAAAACAGCAAAAGGCCUGUCAGAACGGCAACUCGUCAUCGAACACCACGGACGGUGGAAUGCUCUUCCUAUGUGUGUUGUUUGUUUAACUUUCACCUUGCAUUCCGGUUUUGGUUUCUUUGGUUUCCGUUCGCGACAUCACUACCGAACGUGGCUUUACAUACUGGCUGCAGCAUCAUUUCGUAAUCAUCCAGCGUUCGUCAUCCUUCAUCCCGCAAAACCAAAAACCGGCAAUACUACCGGCUGGCAUUUAUUCUGGAGCUCCAUUCAUCGCGCCAAGUCGCCUGCCAUUAUCGCCCAGUACCGCGUGAAACCUUUAGGCAAUAGCGAAUCCUCCCCAUGAUGAUGAGAGCAUGUGAAAAGCUUAAUUUCGUUAUCCCUUCAAAAUCGGAAUCUUUUGCUUUUGUUUGAUAGUUUAGAAGAUGUACAAGCUGUUCUGAAUCCUUCAUAGCGAAGGAAUUGAUAGGAAUUGAACGAGUUGAUGUUAAUUGAUGGCCGAUAUACUGAACUACCAGCAAAAGCGAACAAAUCGAUACGAUGCUAGUGAACGGUCAGAUGUUUUGAAAUGGCUUUUUCAAAUGCGUUAUUUCUGAUUAUACCAUUUUUUGUGCGUUUUGAGCUUUUGAAAUGCAGUUUGACGCAGUAUGCACGUUUAUUUUUUUUUUCAAAUUCCUGAACUUAUUUGUAUUUAGUUUCAGCCAUGCUUUUAUUCAAAAUAACGUGUUGUGUGUUGAUGUGCAUAAAAUGUCAAUGUUUUUAAGUUAUUCGUUUGGUAUUUGCAUGAAAUUCGUUUUCAAGGUGUUUUGGUACUUCCUUCCGUAAUUAUGAACGAAUUAGACAGUCUAGUUAAAAUGUUGUUAUAGAGCACCAUUUGUGCACAAAGUAUACACAUUACAACACACGCACAUGUGCGCAAAAAUAUAUGUCUUAACUAUAUUCUAAAACAUACUAUAGAACGUAUAUGAAGCAAACUAUAAAACCCACUAUGAUUACCAUACUACAUAUGGUGAUUGAAUUUUGUUCCAUGUUAUUUACAGCAUGAAUGUGAAUGAAAGUGUAAAAUGAAUAGAUAUUAUUUAAAGUUAAAGAUUUCCCGUAGUCUUAUGUGUCCUAGACUUUGACGUGGAAUUGAUGCAAGGUUGAGACUAUUAUAUUUCGCUGCUACAAUCAUUUUUCUCAGAUCGAUUAACUAAUCGUUUUCAUGUUGUUGGUGCCUUUGAUACAUAGAACUUUGUUGGCUAUUAGUUUUGCGGAAUGGUUUGCAGUAAAUCUUUAUUUACAAACAUUCCAUAUUAAUAAAUUAUUUCUCUUUUAAUCGCUUUAGCUUGAUUGUGUUUUUUGUGAUUAGUUUUUCAGUUGGUAGCUUUCACCAUCGUUUAUAAAAGCGUUAAAACUUCGAAUUUUCCCUCACGAUGCUCAGCAACUUGCAAGUGGGGAAAGAAAAUGCUUUUUCAUGUGCGAUCGCCAACUUCCGGUACUCUAUGGUGAAAUUUUUUAGAAAUUUCGAUCCGAUCGCACUUGGUUUUCUUCACCCUGCAAUGCAUUCACUGAAUGAAUAUCCAUUCUGCCUUAUACUCUCGCGAUAGGGAGAGAUGUUUGUUUGUUCUUGUUUUUUUAUUUGUAGGCCAAGCGUAUCUUACGUGUACUUUAUGGACAAUUUGUACCUGACUUGGUUUGGACCGUUUUUUACAUGAAACAUUGGAGCCACAACAAAACCACAGUUUACGACUGCAAACUGUAGAAGGAAUUGCGGCUUUAUUUGCUGUUGCUGGAAGGGAAUUGAAUGAGAUAUAGUCAAUAUUACUGUGUUAUUCAAAUCGAGUUCGACUAUGUUCGACAUUCGGUUCUUAUGCUCCGUAACGAAACUCCGAGUAAUUCGUUCAAUGGUGUUGUAGUACGGCAUUUAAAAAGACUGUAGGGCGCAAUAAGUAGGUUUUGUUCCUUGCAUGUUACAGCAAGAGGCAAAGUGCAGUUCAAAUAUGAUAAUAUUCCCUAGAUCUCAUAGGAAAUGUCUUUGCAGACCUUCUUAGUCACACACUGUAUGGAUAGAGCAUUAUUAUUCCGACUCUCUAGGACAAAAUCCGUUUUUGCUCAAUCAGCACGUCCCCAUGUAAUGAUGAUCACUCGUCGUACGAGACAACCCGCUCAACACCGAUUCCGCUACUGCGUAGACACGUUUGUUAUACUAUUUGUACCAUCCUUCCGCAGGAUUUCCUUUUUAGAUGAAUUGUACCAGCGGAUACGUUUGUUUGCACGGUGGUAAAAAUAAAACUGUCACAAGCAGAGGAAAACUA
Molecule: messenger RNA, 3171 nt
Organism: Anopheles coustani
Lineage: Eukaryota; Metazoa; Arthropoda; Insecta; Diptera; Culicidae
Exons: 2
Coding region: 132-644 (170 amino acids)
Source: RefSeq, a predicted model, not a curated record